AAUUGACACCCAGUUUCAGCUGAUCUGUAUUGGUUGACCUGAACACUAUUGAUUUAGGCGGGAAUAUAAAUACAGACGUCUGCUAACGUUCUCUCAGUAUAAUCUUGAGAACAGACACAAGCGCAACAGACGAAAAAUAUAAUUGGAAUAGUUUGGACUGAAAAAAUUUAAGGAUUUUUUUUAUUGAAAUCAGGAAAUAAAAAAGGAGACAAAAUGAUUGUUAAACUUAACCAGAAUAAGAUAGUGCAAUGUUCAGUUGUUGGAGAUGGACUUGUCGGCAAAACAUCUCUGGUGAAAAAGUUUGUGCAUAACAAAAACACAGACGACUAUGUGGCUACAGUGUUUGAUAAUUUUGCAGGUGACAUUGCUGUAGAAGGAGAGAAAUACACCGUCAGCGUCUUUGAUACAGCCGGACAACAGGAAUACGAAGGGCUACGCGUGUUCACUUACGCACAGAGUGACGUCAUAGUCGUCUGCUAUUCGGCAGUUGACCGCGAUUCCUUCAACAAUGUUGUCGACUUCUGGAUACCAGAAAUCAGAAACUACGUCAAAAACAGCAAGCCAAUUAUUCUUGUUGCAACCCAAAACGACCUUACUCAUGGAAAUGUUUCGACUGUAACAAGAAGCGAUGGUGUAAAAUUGGCGAAUAAGAUAGGAGCUAUUUUGUUCGUAGAAACCUCGGUACACGAUCGAGAAAGUAUCAUGACACUCUUUGAAAACGUUGUUGAAAAUGCAAUAAAAAGAAGGCGAAGAAAAUCUAGCAUAUUUGAGAAAAUUCUGAGAAGAUGAAAAAUUAUAUAUCAAACAGUAUUUGUUUGGAAAAGUGCAAUAAUUUUUCCGUGAAUUCGUACGGUCAAACCCCCUGACGACGACACAGCAAACCUAAGUCGGAAUGCAAGCUCAACGGUGACUUCGACUGGAAUGGGUGAUAAUAAAUAUCAAAUUAUCCAGACAUGUUAAAUAAUUUCCAGCCAAUUGCCACAAUAGCAAACGUACCUCCACCUACGAGGUUAAAAGUAUUUAUUAAGCAAAAAUGUGAUAAUUUUCCAUUAUGUUGAUGACAUUGAUCGUUCGGAACAGAUCCAGUACAGCUGUUCGAGAAUUAGUAUUAUGAACUGUUUGUGUACAUUCCCGACGUUGUAAUUGAUUUUAUUUAUUUCUAUGUAUUGUCGACAACGUGCAAUAUUUUUUUCUAAUCUUUAUUUUGGUUUUCAACAAAUGUCUAUUUUUAUAAUAAAUGUCAUUUCAUAAUGAA
Messenger RNA from Ruditapes philippinarum (Manila clam), 1255 nucleotides. RefSeq names its product cdc42 homolog. The transcript is spliced from 2 exons. Bases 214 to 789 code for a protein of 191 amino acids. Gene Ontology annotation, molecular function: GTPase activity; GTP binding. Gene Ontology annotation, biological process: small GTPase-mediated signal transduction. The record is from RefSeq and is a predicted model, not a curated record. Lineage: Eukaryota; Metazoa; Mollusca; Bivalvia; Venerida; Veneridae.